GGCACCCAGCAGCUGCUGGACUGUAGACGCGGUCCAGUGGUGUGGAGUUCUAAUUGUUUUUUGCCUUUUCAUUCGUUUAAUCAGUAUCAAUAAUGUUUACUUCUGUAACAAACAUGAUAGCUACUGGAUUGUUUUUCUUGGGAUUUUUGCACUGUUUGGAGGUUAUCGCUCCAGCCAGAGCCAUUGGUGCCUUGAAGACAUGCAGCCCGAAGCAGUUUGUGUGUAAGGACCAGGUCACAUGCAUCUCCAAGGGUUGGCGCUGCGAUGGGGAGAAAGACUGUCCUGAUGGCUCCGAUGAGGCACCUGAUGUCUGUCCGCACAGCAGGGUGUCCCGUUGUCCCUCUAAUGAGUACCAGUGUCUGGGCACAGAGCUGUGCAUCCACAUGAGCAAGCUGUGUGAUGGCGUCCAUGACUGCACAGACGGCUGGGAUGAGGGACCGCACUGCCGAGAGUUUGCCUCAAACUGCACUCACUUUGGCUGCCAGUACAACUGCUCUGUGACACCCGUGGGGCCCAUGUGCUACUGCAAGAGCGCCUUCGAGAUCCACUUGGAUGGCAAGACCUGCAAGGACUUGGAUGAGUGCACAGUGUAUGGGACCUGCAGCCAGUCCUGCACCAACAAUGAGGGCUCCUACACCUGCAGCUGUGUGGAGGGCUACCUGCUACAGCCAGACAAUCGCUCCUGCAAAGCAAAGAAUGAACCAGUGGACCGGCCUCCGGUGCUGCUCAUUGCCAACUCUCAGAACAUCCAGGCCACGUCUUUGAGUGGCACCUCAGUCCACAGCCUGCUGUCCACCAGCACCAAGCAGACCACUGCCAUGGAUUUCAGCUACACCGAGGAGACGGUGUGCUGGAUCCACGUGGGUGACACAGCUGCCAGCACACAGCUCAAGUGCGCCAGGAUUCCCAACCUGAAGAGCUUUACUGAAGAGAGGACCAUCAACAUCUCACUGAGCCUGCACCAUGUGGAGCAGAUGGCCAUUGACUGGCUUACGGGAAACUUCUACUUUGUGGAUGACGUGGACGAUCGCAUUUUCGUCUGUGACAAGGAUGGGGUCACCUGCGUCACGCUGCUGGACCAGGAACUCUACAACCCCAAAGGCAUUGCCCUGGAUCCCACCAUGGGGAAGGUGUUUUUCACCGACUAUGGUCAGAUCCCGAAGGUGGAGCGCUGCGACAUGGACGGGCAGAACCGCACCAAGCUGGUGGACAGCAAGAUCGUCUUCCCCCACGGUAUCACGCUGGACCUGGUCAACAGGCUAGUGUACUGGGCCGAUGCCUACCUGGACUACAUCGAGGUGGUGGACUACGAGGGCAAAAACCGGCACACCAUCAUGCAGGGUCUUCUGAUUGAACAUUUGUAUGGCCUGACGGUCUUUGAAAACUACCUAUAUGCCACCAACUCGGACAACGCCAACAUGCAGCCGAAGACCAGCGUUAUCAGGGUCAAUCGCUUCAACAGCUCUGACUACCAGGUGGUUACCCGCGUGGAUAAGGGGGGCGCCCUGCACGUCUACCACCAGAGACGCCAGCCCCCAGUGCGUAGCCAUGCUUGUGAGCCUGACCAGUUUGGGAAGGCGGGUGGCUGCUCUGACAUCUGCCUGCUGGGGAACAGCCACAAGACGCGCACCUGCCGCUGCCGCUCUGGAUUCAGUCUGGGCAGCGACAGCAAGUCCUGCAAAAAGCCAGAGCAUGAGCUCUUCCUUGUGUAUGGGAAGGGCCGGCCGGGCAUCAUCCGCGGCAUGGACAUGAACGCCAAAGUGCCGGAUGAGUACAUGAUCCCGAUUGAAAACCUGAUGAACCCCCGUGCCCUGGACUUUCAUGCCGAGAGCGAGUUCAUCUACUUCGCCGAUGCCACCAGCUACCUCAUUGGCCGGCAGAAGAUUGAUGGCACCGAGAGGGACACCAUCCUGAAGGAAGGAAUCCACACUGUGGAGGGCAUCGCAGUGGACUGGAUGGCCGACAACUUGUACUGGACUGACGAUGGGCCCAAGAAGACCAUCAGCGUGGCCCGGCUGGAGAAGGCCUCACAGACCCGCAAAACCCUCAUCGAGGGCAAGAUGACCCACCCCCGUGCCAUCGUGGUUGACCCCCUGCACGGGUGGAUGUACUGGACAGACUGGGAGGAGGACCCGAGUGAGAGCAAGCGGGGGAAGAUCGAGCGGGCCUGGAUGGACGGCACCAACCGCAAUGUCUUUCUCACAUCCAAGACCGUCCUGUGGCCCAAUGGCCUGAGCCUGGACAUCCCGCAGGGCAUCCUGUACUGGGUGGAUGCCUACUAUGAUCGCAUUGAAAUGGUCUACCUCAACAACACGGAGCGCAAGACUGUGUACGAGGGCCAGGAGCUGAACCAUGCCUUUGGCCUGUGCCACUACAAGCACUUCCUAUUCUGGAACGAGUAUCGCAGUGGCAGCAUCUACAAGCUGGAUCAGGUCACCAAGACUGUCACCCUGCUGCGCAAUGAGCGCCCGCCCAUCUUUGAGAUCCGCAUGUAUGAUGCCCAGCAGCAACAAGGGUCCAAUGCGUGCCGUGUAAAUAAUGGCGGCUGCAGCAGCCUUUGCCUGGCCAUCCCGGAUGCCAGAACCUGCGCCUGUGCCGAGGACCAGCUGCUGGACGCGGACAACGUCAGCUGCAAAGCGAACCCCUCCUACAUGCCCCCGCCUCAGUGCCAGCCCGGGGAGUUUGCCUGCAAGAACAACCGCUGCAUCCAGGAGCGCUGGAAGUGUGAUGGGGACAAUGACUGCCUGGACAACAGCGAUGAGGCGCCCGAGUUGUGCCACCAGCACACCUGCCCCGCGGACCGCUUCAAGUGCCAGAACAACCGUUGCAUCCCGACACGCUGGCUGUGCGACGGUGACAACGACUGCGGAAAUGAUGAGGAUGAGUCCAACACCACCUGUUCAGCACGGACAUGCCCUCCAAACCAGUUUUCCUGUACCAGCGGGCGCUGCAUCCCCAACUCUUGGACCUGUGAUCUGGACGACGACUGUGGUGACCGCUCCGACGAGCCAGCCUCCUGUGCCUACCCUACUUGCUUCCCCCUCACCCAGUUCACCUGUAACAACGGCCGCUGCAUCAAUAUUAACUGGCGCUGUGACAACGAAAAGGAUUGUGGGGACGGCUCUGAUGAAAUGAAUUGUCCGAACCCAACCGAUAACGACUGUGGGGACAACAGUGACGAGGCGGGCUGCAGCCAUUCCUGCUCCAGUGCGCAGUUCAAGUGCAACAGUGGCCGCUGCAUCCCAGAAUACUGGACCUGCGACGGGGACAAUGACUGUGGGGACUACAGUGAUGAGACCCAUGCCAACUGCACGAAUCAGGCCACGCGGCCUCCUGGUGGCUGCCACAUUGACGAAUUCCAGUGUCGCAUGGACGGGCUGUGCAUCCCCAUGCGCUGGCGCUGCGAUGGCGACACUGACUGCAUGGACCUCAGCGAUGAGAAGAACUGUGAGGGCGUCACCCACAUGUGCGACCCAGCCGUCAAGUUUGGCUGCAGAGACUCUGCCCGCUGUAUCAGCAAGGCCUGGGUGUGUGACGGGGACAGUGACUGCGAGGACAACUCAGAUGAGGACAACUGCGAGGCGCUGGUGUGCAAGCUCUCCCACCACGUCUGCGCCAACGACACAUCCAUCUGCCUGCCCGCUGACAAGAUGUGUGACGGCACUGAUGACUGCCCGGACGGCUCGGACGAGAAGCUCUGUGACCUGUGCUCCCUGGACAAUGGCGGCUGCAGUCAUAAUUGCACAGUGGCGCCGGGGGAGGGCAUCCUCUGCUCCUGCCCGCUGGGGAUGGAGCUGGGCCCCAACAACAAGACCUGCCAGAUCCAGAGCUUCUGUGCCAAGCACCUGAAGUGCAGCCAGCGCUGCCAGCAGGACAGGCACCAUGUCAAGUGCUCCUGCUAUGAGGGCUGGGAGCUGGAGCCCGACAUGGAGAACUGCAAGAGCAAGGACCCCUUCAAGCCCUUCAUAAUCUUUUCCAACCGGCAUGAGAUCCGCCGCAUUGACCUGCACAAGGGCGAGUUCAGUGUGCUGGUGCCAGGCUUGCGCAACACCAUCGCUCUGGACUUCCACCUCAACCAGAGUGCCCUCUACUGGACCGAUGUGGUGGAGGACAAGAUCUACCGUGGCAAGCUGUCCGAGAAUGGCGCCUUGACCAGCUUUGAGGUGGUGAUCCAAUAUGGCCUGGCCACUCCAGAGGGGCUGGCAGUAGACUGGAUUGCUGGGAACAUCUAUUGGGUGGAAAGCAACCUGGACCAGAUCGAGGUGGCCAAGCUGGAUGGUACCAUGCGGACCACGCUGCUGGCAGGAGAGGUGGAGCACCCACGGGCCAUCGCCCUGGAUCCCCGAUAUGGCAUCCUGUUCUGGACUGACUGGGACGCCAGCCUGCCCAGGAUAGAGGCAGCAUCCAUGAGUGGGGAAGGCCGUCGCACCAUCCACAAGGAGACGGGCAAUGGCGGCUGGCCCAACGGGCUGACUGUGGACUACCUGGAGCAGCGCAUCCUGUGGAUCGAUGCCAGGUCUGACGCGAUCUACUCAGCGCUGUACGACGGCACAGGGCUGAUCGAGGUGCUGAGGGGACACGAGUACCUGUCUCACCCAUUCGCCGUCACUAUGUACGGGGGCGAGGUCUACUGGACUGACUGGCGCACCAACACACUGGCCAAGGCCAACAAGUGGACGGGGCUCAAUGUGACAGUGGUGCAAAGGACCAACACCCAGCCCUUUGACCUGCAGGUGUACCACCCCUCCAGGCAGCCCCAGGCCCCAAACCCAUGUGCUGCCAAUGAAGGAAAAGGUCCCUGCUCUCACCUGUGCCUGAUCAACUACAACCAGACCUUCUCCUGCGCCUGCCCCCACCUGAUGAAGCUCAGCACAGACAAGCACACUUGCUACGAGUCCCGGCAGUUCCUCCUUUAUGCACGGCAGAUUGAGAUUCGAGGGGUAGACAUCGACAACCCCUACUACAACUACAUCAUCUCCUUCACUGUACCAGACAUUGACAAUGUCACAGUGGUGGACUAUGACGCACUGGAAAGCCGCAUCUACUGGUCUGACGUCCGCACCCAGACCAUCAAGCGGGCCUUCAUCAACGGCACUGGGGUGGAGACCGUGGUGUCCGCAGAUCUGCCCAACGCCCACGGCCUGGCAGUAGACUGGGUCUCCCGGAACCUGUUCUGGACCAGCUACGAUUCCAACAAGAAGCAGAUCAACGUGGCACGGCUGGAUGGCUCCUUCAAGAACGCCGUCAUCCAGGGCCUGGACAAGCCCCGCUGCCUGGUGCUACACCCUAUUCUGGGCAAGCUGUACUGGACCGAUGGAGACAACAUCAGCAUCGCUAACAUGGACGGGAGCAAUCGCAGCGUGCUAUUCACCAAUCAGGAGGGACCAGUCGGUCUGUCCAUCGACUAUGAUGCGGGGCUCCUGUACUGGAUUAGCUCUGGGAACAGCACCAUCAACCGUUGCAAGCUGGACGGCAGUGGGCUGGAGGUGAUCGAGGCAGACAAACUGAACAAAGCCACAGCACUGGCCAUCAUGGGGGACAAGCUGUGGUGGGCAGACCAGGGUAGAGAUCAGAUUGGGACAUGUGACAAGAAAGAUGGGGGCAACUGGAAGGUCCUCAGGAACAGUACAUCUCCCAUCAUGCACCUGAAGAUCUACAACGAGACUGUGCAGAAGGGCACCAACCUGUGCAGCACCAACAAUGGGGACUGCUCCCAGCUGUGCCUGCCCACCUCGCCCUCCACCCGAGCCUGCAUGUGCACUGCCGGCUACAGCUUGAAGAGUGGUCAGCGGUCCUGUGAGGGGGUGGGCUCCUUCUUGUUGUACUCUGUGCAUGAGGGAAUCCGUGGGAUCCCACUGGACCCCUCUGACAAGUCUGAUGCCCUGGUGCCAGUAUCAGGCACCUCCUUAGCAGUGGGCAUCGACUUCCAUGCCGAGAAUGACACCAUCUACUGGGUGGACAUGGGCCUGAGCACCAUCAGCCGUGCCAAGCGGGACCAGACCUGGCGUGAGGAUGUGGUGACCAAUGGCAUCGGCCGCGUGGAGGGCAUCGCCGUUGACUGGAUCGCGGGAAACAUCUACUGGACAGACCAGGGCUUCGAUGUGAUCGAGGUGGCCAGACUGAACGGGUCCUUCCGAUACGUGGUCAUCUCCCAGGGCCUAGACAAACCCCGUGCCAUUGCAGUGCACCCAGAGAAAGGGUACUUGUUCUGGACUGAGUGGGGACAGUUUCCACGUAUUGAGAGGUCACGCCUGGAUGGCUCUCAGAGGGUCGUGCUUGUCAAUGUCAGUGUCAGUUGGCCGAACGGCAUCUCCAUCGACUAUCAGGAGGGUCUGCUCUACUGGUGCGACGCUCGGACAGACAAGAUUGAGCGCAUUGAACUGGAGACAAGCGAGAACCGGGAGGUGGUGCUGGCCAACAACAACAUGGACAUGUUUGCUGUGUCUGUCUUCGAGAACUACAUCUACUGGAGCGACAGGACUCACGCCAAUGGCUCCAUCAAGAGAGGGAACAAGGACAAUGCCACCGACUCAGUGUCCCUGAGGACUGGCAUCGGAGUGCAGCUGAAGGACAUCAAGGUCUUCAACAGGGCACGGCAACAGGGGACCAACGUCUGCAAGGACAACAACGGCGGGUGCCAGCAGCUAUGCCUCUAUCGCGGUAAUGGAGAGUGCACCUGUGCCUGUGCCCAUGGCAUGCUGGCAGAAGACGGGCGUGGCUGCCGCGAUUAUGAGGGCUACCUGCUGUACUCGGAGCGCACCAUCCUCAAGAGCGUCCAUCUCUCGGAUGAGAACAACCUCAAUGCACCCAUCAAGCCCUUCGAGGACCCUGAGCACAUGAAGAACGUCAUCGCCCUGGCCUUCGACUACCGUGGCGGUGGCGGCAAGGGCGCCAACCGCAUCUUUUUCAGUGACAUCCACUUUGGCAACAUCCAGCAGAUCAACGACGAUGGGUCAGACCGCAAGACCGUGGUGGAGAAUGUGGGUUCAGUGGAGGGCCUGGCAUAUCACCGGGGCUGGGACACUCUGUACUGGACCAGCUACACCACUUCCACCAUCACCCGCCACACGGUGGACCAGAACCGCUGGGGUGCCUACGACCGAGACACCGUGGUCACCAUGUCUGGAGAUGACCACCCCCGUGCUUUUGUGCUGGAUGAGUGUCAGGACCUGAUGUUCUGGACCAACUGGAACGAGCAGUCUCCCAGCAUCAUGCGGGCCUCCCUAUCGGGUGCCAACGUGCUGGUGAUCAUUGGCAGCGACAUCCGCACACCCAAUGGCCUGGCCAUCGACCACCGCGCUGAGAAGCUUUACUUCUCUGAUGCCACCCUGGAUAAAAUCGAGCGCUGCGAGUACGACGGCUCCCACCGCCAUGUGGUCCUGAAGAACGAGCCAGUGCACCCUUUCGGCCUGGCCGUCUAUGGGGACUACAUCUUCUGGACGGACUGGGUUCGGAGGGCCGUGCUGCGUGCUGACAAGUACGUGGGCGGAGACAUGAAGGUCCUGCGGGCAGACAUACCCCAGCAGCCAAUGGGCAUUGUGGCCGUGGCCAAUGACACCAACAGCUGCGAGUUCUCGCCCUGUCGAGUGAACAAUGGUGGCUGCCAGGACCUGUGUCUGCUCACCUCCGAGGGGCGGGUCAACUGCAGCUGCCGUGGUGAACGCAGGCUGCUCGAGGACAACACCUGUACUGCCCUGAACACGACUUGCAACAGCAUUGACGAGUUUGAGUGUGGGAAUGGCGACUGCAUCAACUAUAGCCUGACCUGCGAUGGCAUGGCGCACUGCAAGGACAAGUCAGAUGAGAAGCAGUCCUACUGCACCAAUCGUGUGUGCAAGAAAGGCUACAGGCGCUGCAUCAAUGGCCGCUGCAUUGCACACCGCUUCUGGUGCAACUCAGUGGACGACUGCGGGGACAACUCAGACGAGCUGCCCUGCAACACGACGCUGUGCGCACUAGGUGAGUUCCAGUGCCGAGACAGAGGCUGCAUUUCCAAUUCCAGCCGCUGCAACCACGUGGUGGACUGUGAGGACGCAACCGAUGAGAUGAACUGCUCUGCCACCGAUUGCUCUAGCUACUUCCGUCUGGGAGUAAAGGGCGUCACCUUCCAGAAGUGUGAGAUGACCACUCUGUGCUAUGCCACAUCCUGGAUCUGUGAUGGCUCAAAUGACUGUGGGGACUACUCUGAUGAGAGAAACUGCCCAGAUAAGAAGAAGACGAAGUGCCCAGUGAACUUCUUCGCCUGCCCCAGCGGCCGCUGCAUCCCCAUGAGCUGGACCUGUGACAAGGAGAACGACUGUGAGAACGGGGCAGACGAGAUGCACUGUGACAAGCUGUGCACACCUGCGCAGUUUGAGUGCGGCAAUCACCGCUGCAUCUCCGCCACCUGGGUCUGUGACGGAGCCGAUGACUGCGGUGAUGGCACAGACGAGGACGGCCGCUGCAAAAACAAGACCUGCAGUCCUGAGGCGUUCCACUGCCCCGGCUCCCAUGUGUGUGUCCCUCAGCGCUGGAAGUGUGAUGGGGACAAGGACUGCCCCGAUGGAGCCGAUGAGAGUGCCAAGGCAGGAUGUGUGUUCAACAACACCUGCGACAAGGGCGAAUUCAUGUGCCAGAACAAGCAGUGCAUCCCCAAGCACUUUGUCUGCGAUCAUGACAAUGACUGUGGCGACGGCUCUGACGAAUCGCUGGAGUGCGAGUACCCCACAUGCGGGACGAGUGAGUUCCGCUGCGCCAACGGCCGCUGCCUCAUCCGCAACGUUUGGGAGUGCGAUGGCGAGUUCGACUGCCAUGACCACUCUGACGAGGCCCCCAAGAACUCGCGCUGCAAUGGCCCAGAAAAGAAGUGCAACGACACUGCAUUUGUGUGCAAGAACAGCAACUGCGUCAAUGAGACAUUGCUGUGCAACGGGGCUGAUGACUGUGGUGAUGGCUCCGACGAGCUCAACUGCUUUGUCAAUGAAUGCCUGAGCAGCAAGCUAAGUGGCUGCUCCCAGCUUUGUGAGGACCUGAAGAUCAGCUACAAGUGCAGGUGUUACCCUGGCUUCCAUCUGAAGGAUGAUGGGAAGACCUGCACAGACAUCGAUGAGUGCACAACCACGUACCCCUGCUCCCAGCGCUGCAUCAACACCCACGGCAGCUUCCACUGCCUGUGCGUGGAGGGCUUUGAACCGCGACCUGACGAUCCCACAUCCUGCAAGUCUACCUCAGAGGAAGAGCCCUUCCUCAUUUUUGCUAACCGUUACUACCUGAGGAAGCUGAACCUGGACGGUUCCAACUACACACUUCUGAAACAGGGUCUGAACAACGCGGUUGCCCUGGACUUUGAUUAUCGCGAGCAGAUGAUCUACUGGACGGACGUGACCACUCAGGGCAGCAUGAUCAGGCGCAUGCACAUCAACGGCAGCAAUGUGCAGGUACUGCACCGCACCUCCCUCAGCAACCCAGACGGAUUGGCUGUGGAUUGGGUGGGCGGGAACUUGUAUUGGUGUGACAAGGGCAGGGACACCAUCGAGGUGUCCAAGCUGAACGGCGCCUACAGGAUGGCGCUGGUCAGCACAGGGCUGAGGGAGCCGCGUGCUGUGGCCGUGGACGUGCGGAAUGGGUACCUGUACUGGUCUGACUGGGGUGACAGUCCCCACAUCGGACGCAUUGGCAUGGACGGGACCAACCGUAAAAUCAUCGUGGAGGAGAAAAUCACCUGGCCCAAUGGCCUUACGCUGGACUUCAUCAACGACCGCAUCUACUGGGCCGAUGCCCGCGAGGACUACAUCGAGUUUGCCAGCCUGGAUGGCAGCAACCGUCACACAGUGCUGAGUCGGGACAUCCCGCACAUCUUUGCCAUGACACUGUUCGAGGAGUACAUCUACUGGACUGACUGGGAGACCAAGUCCAUCAACCGCGCCCACAAGACUCUGGGCACCAACAAGACCAUGCUGAUCAGCACCCUACACCGGCCCAUGGACAUCCACAUAUACCACCCCUACCGCCAGCCUGAAGUGACCAACCACCCCUGCCAGACAGACAAUGGGGGCUGCAGUAACCUGUGCCUGCUGUCCCCUGGUGGUGGAUACAAGUGCGCCUGUCCCUCAAAUUUCUACCUGGCCAACGAUGGGCGACAGUGCUUGUCCAACUGCACCGCCAGCCAGUUUGUUUGCCAAAAUGACAAGUGCAUCCCCUUCUGGUGGAAAUGUGACACAGAAGACGACUGUGGGGACCGGUCUGAUGAGCCUGCCGAUUGCCCCGAGUUCAAGUGUCGACCCGGCCAGUUCCAGUGCGGCACGGGGAUUUGCACCAAUCCUGCCUAUAUCUGCGAUGGAGACAAUGACUGUCAGGACAACUCUGACGAGGCCAACUGCGAUAUCCAUGUGUGCCUGCCCAGCCAGUUCAAGUGCACCCAUCCCAGCCGCUGCAUCCCUGGAAUCUUCCGCUGUAAUGGACAGGACAACUGUGGAGAGGGGGAGGAUGAGAAGGACUGUCCUGAGGUGACCUGCGCCCCCAACCAAUUCCAGUGUGCCAUCACCAAGCGCUGCAUCCCGCGUGUCUGGGUGUGUGACCGUGACAACGACUGUGUGGAUGGCUCAGACGAACCUGCCAACUGCACCCAGAUGACGUGUGGAGUGGACGAGUUCCGCUGUAAGGACUCUGGCCGCUGCAUCCCAGCACGCUGGAAGUGUGAUGGUGAAGAUGACUGCGGCGACGCCUCUGAUGAGCCCAAGGAGGAGUGUGAUGAGCGUACUUGCGAGCCCUACCAGUUCCGUUGUAAGAAUAACCGUUGUGUCCCUGGCCGCUGGCAGUGUGACUACGACAAUGACUGUGGCGACAACUCUGAUGAGGACAAGUGUGUGCCACGGCAGUGCUCAGAGAGCGAGUUUGCCUGCACCAAUGGCCGCUGCAUUGCGGGGAGGUGGAAGUGUGACGGCGACCACGACUGUGCUGAUGGGUCAGAUGAGAACGGCUGCGACCUGAAGUGUGACAGCGACCAGUUCCAGUGCAAGAAUGGCCACUGCAUCCCCAUUCGCUGGCGCUGUGACGCAGAUGCCGACUGCAUGGACGGCAGUGAUGAGGAGAAGUGCGACAGUGGAGUGGGACGACACUGCCCCCUGGAGGAGUUCCAGUGCAACAACACCCUCUGCAAGCCACUAGCCUGGAAGUGUGAUGGGGAGGAUGACUGUGGGGACAACUCGGACGAGAAUCCAGAGGAAUGCAAGAAAUUCCAGUGCCCGCCCACCAGGCAGUUCCGCUGCCACAAUGACCGCGUGUGCCUGUGGGUCAGCAAGCAGUGCGAUGGUGUUGACAACUGUGGGGACAACACUGAUGAGCUCAACUGCCAGGUCCCACCAGCCACACCUGUCUGUGAGAAGGAUGAGUUCCUGUGCAGCAAUGGCAGGUGUAUCAGCUCCACCCUGCGCUGCAACUUUUUUAACGACUGUGAGGACUACGGCUCUGACGAGAUCGGCUGCAAGACAGACACAGUGCUAAACAACUGCCGUAGUAACAGGACCCUGUGCGGGGAUGGAGAUGAGGCCCACUGCAUCACCAAUGGCACCAACUCCUUCUGCUCCUGCAAGCCAGGCUUCCAGAAGACCAGCCACAACACCUGCGAGGAUAAGAAUGAGUGCAAGCUGUUUGGUGUGUGCUCCCACAUCUGCAACAACACCAAGGGCUCCUACAAGUGCAGCUGCCACAAGCACUUCACCAGAAUCAACGACACAUGCAAGGCUGACAAUCUCAACAGCAAUAGGCAGGUGCUCUACAUUGCUGAUGACAAUGAGAUCCGCAGCCUCGACCCAGGAAUGCCCAACUGGGUGUAUGAGCAGACCUUCCAGGGCGACGCCAACGUGCGCAUCAAUGCCAUGGACCUGCAUGUCAAGUCCAACAAGAUCUUCUGGACCAACUGGCACACGGGGCGAAUCUCUGUCUACGAGCUGCCUGCCCCCUUGCCCAACUCCAACCGCAACCGGCGCCAGAGCCAAACUCGCCUCAUGGACCUGGAGAUACCUGGCCUGAAGAUGCCACGCGGGAUUGCGGUGGACUGGGUCGCCAGCAACAUCUACUGGACUGACUCUGGGCGGGACGUCAUCGAGGUGGCCCAGAUGAACGGGGGCCACCGUAAGACGCUGAUCUCGGGCAUGAUUGACGAGCCCUACGCCAUUGUGGUGGACCCCCAGAGAGGAACCAUGUACUGGGCAGACUGGGGAAACCACCCAAAAAUCGAGACUGCUGCCAUGGAUGGGACCAUGAGAGAGACUCUGGUCCAGGAGAACAUUCAGUGGCCCACAGGUUUGGCAGUAGACUACUUCAAUGAGCGCCUGUACUGGGCUGACGCCAAGUUGUCAGUCAUUGGCAGUGUCCGCCUCAAUGGCACAGACCCUGUGGUGGCCGUCACCAGCGCCAAGAACAAGCUUCACCUCCCAUUCAGCAUAGACAUCUUCGAGGACUACAUCUACGGUGUCACCUACAUCAACAAUUUUGUCUUCCGGGUGAACAAGUUUGGCAAAGGGCCUAUGGAGAACCUGACCACGGCGAUGAACCAUGCCACAGACAUUGUGCUGUACCACCGCUACAAGCAGCCCGAAAUGACAAACCCAUGUGACAGGAAGAAGUGUGAGUGGCUAUGUCUCCUGAGCCCCAGUGGGCCUGUCUGCACCUGUCCUAAUGGCCACACACUGGACAAUGGCACUUGCGUGGAGGUCCCCACCCCCACACAGUCUCCCAUAGUGCCGGCACCUGGAGGCUGCAGUGUGCAGUGCCUUAACGGGGGCAGCUGCUUCUUAAAUGCCCACAAGCAGCCCAAGUGCCGCUGCCAACCCAACUACAGUGGAGAGAAGUGUGAAAUCGACCAGUGCAGGGACUACUGCCAGAAUGGAGGCACCUGCACUGCCUCCCCAACAGGAACGCCAACAUGUCGCUGUCUGACGGGAUUCACAGGCCCCAUCUGCAACCUGCACACCUGCAACAACUACUGUCAGAACAGCGGCAACUGCACCGUCAACCAGGGAAACCAGCCCACCUGCCGCUGCCCCCCCGACUUCCUGGGCGACCAGUGCCAGUAUCGAACAUGCGAGGGCCACUGCAAAAAUGGCGGCACUUGCCUGCAGGCAGCCAGCGGAACCAAACAAUGUCGUUGCCCCCCGCAGUUCGACGGGCACACCUGCGAACUGGAUAGGUGCCACUACUGCUGGGACGGCGAGUGCAUCCCCACCAAUUCCUACCACCCCACAGGGGAGGUCACCUGCAGAUGUACCGAUGGCAGCAUCCAGCCCAGCUGCUAUACCUGUAAUGAGUAUUGUAUACAUGGACAGUGCUCCAUCAACCCACGCACACACCUGCCAGAGUGCCAGUGUUUGAAGGGUUGGACGGGAUAUCGCUGUGGUGUCAACACUCUCCCUGUGAAUUCCCCAGAUUCUAAUAGUAGAACGAUCUCCAUCGUCAUACCAGUGCUACUGCUGCUGCUAGCGGUGCUACUGGUUGCUGGUGCCAGCUUGUGGUACAGGAGGAGAAUGCGUGGGUCUGUAAGGCAAGGCAAAUCCUGCUCAAGACACUCGCGUGCCAAGGGCUUUCAGCACCAGAGGAUGACCAACGGGGCCAUGAACGUUGAGAUCGGGAACCCAGCCUACAAGAUCUAUGAGGGGGAACCAGAUGACGACUCUGGGGAGCUCCUUGAUUCUGACUUCACACUGGACCCUGACAAGCCCACCAACUUCACCAACCCGGUGUAUGCCACCUUGUAUAUGGGCGCCCACACCAGCCGCAAUUCCCUGGCCAGCACAGACGAGAAGAAGGAGCUGCUGUCCAGGGUGGAGGAGGACAUGGCUGACCCACUGGCAUAAACUGUCAGCCUUGUGCCACCCAAAACAUACCCCCCUUUUUUGCCUUUUAAACAGAAAAAAAGAAAAGCAACAAAAAAGCAAGAACACUGUAUAAUAUGUACAAAAUGAAGGACUACUUUUGUAUGUGAUUGCAGUAUUAUAUUUUGUUCUUUUACAAUUCUUCUGGUCAAAAACAUUUUUCUAUUUUUUCGUUUACUUUACCCCCUUUACCCGAAUAGCCACUACCUCUGUGAAACAAUGAAAUGGAAAAACAGAGAAGAAAAAGAACAAUAUUGGAACAAUUUAAAUUUUUUAUUUUUGUAUGAAUUGUACAGGAAAAAUGUUCCAUUUCAGUAGUGCCAAGUGUCUGCUACUUUUGGUACUGCAAAGAGGGAGGGGAAGCUUAGAGUUAUGUAGCCAGUGCAGAUGUGCUUUGGUGAGCAUCUUGGUCACCCCAUGUGUAGUGUUAGAAGUGUGUGAGAACCAGGAGGGACAUGUUUGAGGUGACUUGUGUACAGCACAUGUAAAAUGUUGACUGGGUGGCAUCUUCAAUGUUUCCACAUUAUUUACUCAGAGAUAUAUGUUCAAGACUGAUUGUUUCUUCCUUGCACAAGUGUCUUGAAAGUAAGAACACAAACAUACACCAUUAAAACAGCAGGAUAGUAUGCUUUUAUGUUUUAAGCAUUUUAAGGUUGAAGAGGUGUACAAAUAGCAUUUAUGUCAGAGAUAAAUGAGUGUAUGAGUGCAUCAGUAAAAAAGAGUGACAGCAUCAUUGAAAUGUCACAGGGGUCACAGCACUCCCCAGACAGAGACGUUGCUCUGGGCCGUCAGAGCAAAUGGGAGGGUUGAGGUCCGUGCUGCAAACACGGCCCCCACAAGAGCAAGCUGAGGGUGUAGGCUUCCAUUUACUGUGUAAGGGAGAGCUGUGCACGACCAGAGUAACAGUAAUGGAGAAGAUUGGAAAGUGUGUACUGUUUUUUGUACUAACUCUUUUUUUUUUUGGUGAGGGCUGGCUAGUAUAUAUGUGUCACGUCCGUGUAGAUUUUGAUCAUUUUUUUGAAACGUUCCUGUUUGUGCAUUUUCAAUCACGUUUUCAUCCUCAGAACCGGCACUGCAAUUUCUGCCCUCUGACACAUUCUCCAGCUCAGUCACUCUCCUAUUAAAGAGUCGUUGCUUGUGUUGGGGGCCAUAUUUUAAUGCAUGUGAAAAGACAAAAAGUUAAAAAAAAUAAGUACAUAAAUAAAAGGAAAUAACUAGAAUAAGAGUCCUUUUGCUUGCCCAACACCAUGCAACAGGAUUCACAUAAGUGUAAUUUUUUUACUGCAGCUCUCGCUUCUCUGUCUGUGAA
This is a messenger RNA of Megalops cyprinoides (Indo-Pacific tarpon), 15159 nucleotides long. Its product is annotated as low-density lipoprotein receptor-related protein 1-like. The coding region runs from base 93 to 13832 and encodes 4579 amino acids. Gene Ontology annotation, molecular function: protein binding; calcium ion binding. The transcript is spliced from 91 exons. Gene Ontology annotation, cellular component: membrane. NCBI's taxonomy places the organism in Eukaryota, Metazoa, Chordata, Actinopteri, Elopiformes, Megalopidae. The record is from RefSeq and is a predicted model, not a curated record.